AUGUCCUUCAAUAACCUUGCCUUCAAUGUUUCAAAGUCAACCCCCACAACUUCCACCAGCAAUACCAACACUACAUUUUCUAAGGCAACUAUUUCGUCAUCCAAGGGUAAUUUUACCGAUUCCCCAACUCUACAAUCGUCCUCCUCGGCUGACAGUAAAAGGGAAUUUGCAGGACAUCUGGCACCGAUUGAAGAAUCGGAAAGCCUACACAAACAGCCAUUCACCAAACAUCCUCAAUCACAAGCUGCAACCUCCCAUAAUGAACAGGACAGCCACAAUAUUGACCAUGUAUCAUUUAAGGCAUCUCCAUCGAGUUCAAAAUUAGGUCUCAGCCCCACUCUUACUGCACCAGCUGUAGUCACCAUUGAUAACGAGGCAAAAAAUGUCAAGACUAAUGGGAAUUCGAAAACAGAUUUGAUUGGGUUGUUCGACAAGUUCGACAUCAAAGGUGAACGAAUUGUUCAUCGUGGUAACGCGGACAAAUCUAAAGCUUCGGAUGACUUGAUCAGUUUGGAUGGAGAAGAGGUCGCUUCAGAAAAACAAACAAUUGAGGAAGAGCAGGACACGGAGCACAAACUCGAGAAAAUGGAGCUGGGUGAUGGUGACGCUACUAAGGAGACAUCUUUCCUCACUGAAAAGGAUAACGAAAAGCGGAAACUAACUGUGGAAAAGAUAAAUAACACUGCCCAUUUAUUGAUGACCAUACAACCUUAUUUCCCUCCCGAGGAAUCGACACUGUCGAUAGCUUCAAACACUGAGGAUAUUGAACAAGAACAAAGACUGAAGUUUCCUCAACUGCCUAGUAAAGAGAAAACCAGUACAACUACUGAUCAUGCCACAAAAAUAAGUGACGAAGAUAAGGCGCUAGUUCAACCAAAACCAGACAAUGAAGCACAGGUAGAUAGACUGGCCCUUAAUGAUCGAUUAUCGGAUAUAGCACCAAGCCACACGGAAGUACAGGAUGGCGAACACCAUUCUAAUGUUGAGUCUCGCGACGAUCAAUUAGCUCAAUUUGAAGGAAGUAGUUUUGACAAUAACAAAACAGCCAGUGAGACCGCCCUGUAUACAUCUUCGACAUCGCAACCCUCAGUUGCAACAUCGCCGUCUAAGACGCCGUUGGCUGAUAUUACUGGAAAUGAAACUGAAUGUAAGGGAAUUGAUGACAUAAAGAUUGACACUAAGGACCUAGGCUCAUCGCAGCCAGAGAGUCCUGUGGGAAAGACUCAUUUAAAUAUAAAAUACAAGGUAAACCCAACAGAACAACACCAAGAGUCUCACAAAGCUUUUGAUUUUCAGACAUUUUUACUACAGAUACGGAAGAAGUCAGCAGACCCAAUCGUUCGUUAUUUGCGAUCAUUUCUUGGUUCUUAUAUCAAGCAAGUGAACACUUUUUCUGCUGAGCAGAGAGUUUCGAUAAUUGAGGAUUUCAAGAGCUUUAUCAACGAGAAGUUUAAGCUUUAUGAACCCUUUGCUUCCAUGGAUAGUAUAGAUUUAGAAAAUUCACGGGAGGGUUUGGAAAAACUUUUAAUGAACAGACUUUAUGAUUUGUGCUUUCCCCCUGAAGUUUUAAAAAAUGUCUCACCAAUGUAUAUUCCAGGACCCUACACUGAUGAUUUAAUCCAAGAUAAAAACUUUUCAAUGCAAUUGGAAAAAUACAGCUGGAUAAAUGGAUUACAUUUUGAUAUCGACAUGACUCACUUAAGCUCGGUAAGUUUAAAGGAUGGACAAGACUUUUUGGACUAUGCAACUACCGAAUUGAACAAGAUUAACAAUUACCGUGCUCCAAGGGAUAAAAUUAUUUGCAUCUUAAAUUCUUGCAAGAUUAUUUUCAGUUAUUUAAAGAUCAGCCAUAAAGAGACCAAUGCAGACUCGUUCAUUCCUUUGUUGAUUUUGGUCAUUAUCAAGGCUAAAACCGAACAUUUAAUAAGUAAUAUCCACUAUAUUGAAAGUUUUCGAAGUAAAGAGUGGCUUUCUCACGGUGAAACCAGUUACUAUCUUUCUUCAAUAGAAGGUGCGAUUAGCUUUAUCCAAAACAUGACUAAAGAUGAUUUAACGAUUACUAACGAAGAAUAUGAGGCACAUAUGGAAGCCUGGGAGGCUCAAAAUAAGCUCAAGGAGAAGCAAGAGAGAGAAGAAAUGGAAAGACUUCAAAAAAUUGAAUUGAAGCGCCAGGAAUUACAAGAGAAACAUAAAGAAUCGGAACAGAAGCCUCCCACUCCAAAACGUAAACUAUCACAACCUCAACCACGUCAUGUUCAUGCAAGUCCUUUAGAAAAUGAUGAAUCAUCACAAGCGGGAACUAAUUUGACUCCUUCAAAUGUGCUAUUCUCAAGCGCAGAAUUAUUGACAAAGUCGAUUUCUCAGUUUUUGUCACCACUGCCGCAAAAUGCAAAUACACAAGACGCAAACACGCUGGGCAGAAGAGACGAAAGGUUUCCUCCAAUAAGUUCCCCUCCUCCUCCUGCUUUGCCUCCAAGAAAACCGCUGCGUUCAUUGCCUCGUGCAGUGAUAAACGAAAGCGACAACAAUACUCAAUACCAACCUAAGGCUCCCACAGAAGACGAAAUUGACACAGAGCAGAUGAAAGCAGCGUAUGACAUUCUUAAAGAUGUUUUUCCUACAUUGGACACUAACAUUUUAAAAGAUAUUAUCUUUUUACACAAAGGUGAUGUUGAAGUAUGUAUUGAUGCAUGUCUACCUUUGGUCGAGAAUGAGUAA
Messenger RNA from Lodderomyces orthopsilosis Co 90-125, 2718 nucleotides. RefSeq names its product guanine nucleotide exchange factor. The transcript has a single exon. The coding region runs from base 1 to 2718 and encodes 905 amino acids. Gene Ontology annotation, biological process: vesicle-mediated transport. The record is from RefSeq and is a predicted model, not a curated record. Gene Ontology annotation, cellular component: endocytic vesicle; cytosol. Lineage: Eukaryota; Fungi; Ascomycota; Pichiomycetes; Serinales; Debaryomycetaceae. Gene Ontology annotation, molecular function: small GTPase binding; guanyl-nucleotide exchange factor activity; ubiquitin binding.